UCCUAUGCCACAGCCAAAUCCCGCACUAUCGCCGUCCGGCUGAUCUCCAUGGCCAUGACGGGGUACUACAGGACGAUGGUACGUCCUCGCACGUCGAGACCAAUGAGCAUGAUGAAGUACGACCCUGUAGUCAAGAGGCAGGUGCUGUUCUUGGAACAGAAACGAGGGAAAUAA
This is a messenger RNA of Cladophialophora psammophila CBS 110553, 174 nucleotides long. Its product is annotated as 50S ribosomal protein L33. Gene Ontology annotation, biological process: translation. The annotation marks the transcript as partial. Gene Ontology annotation, molecular function: structural constituent of ribosome. NCBI's taxonomy places the organism in Eukaryota, Fungi, Ascomycota, Eurotiomycetes, Chaetothyriales, Herpotrichiellaceae. The transcript has a single exon. The record is from RefSeq and is a predicted model, not a curated record. Gene Ontology annotation, cellular component: mitochondrion; ribosome.